Messenger RNA from Aspergillus ibericus CBS 121593, 3930 nucleotides. RefSeq names its product SacI domain and endonuclease/exonuclease/phosphatase family protein. The transcript is spliced from 7 exons. Gene Ontology annotation, biological process: phosphatidylinositol dephosphorylation. Bases 229 to 3720 code for a protein of 1163 amino acids. Gene Ontology annotation, molecular function: phosphatidylinositol-3,5-bisphosphate 5-phosphatase activity; phosphatidylinositol-4,5-bisphosphate 5-phosphatase activity. Gene Ontology annotation, cellular component: membrane; cytoplasm. NCBI's taxonomy places the organism in Eukaryota, Fungi, Ascomycota, Eurotiomycetes, Eurotiales, Aspergillaceae. The record is from RefSeq and is a predicted model, not a curated record.
CCGUAUAUCUCCAUAUCGCUAAAUACCGAAUACCAACAAAGGCAUAAAUAUUCGAGUAUCUGGAGCGCAAUAUUUUUUGUAUAUUUGACUCUUCCGUUGUAUAACAAGCUCGGCUUUCAGAAAGACAGUGCCGUGACGUCUAUGGCAAGAGUCCUGCCGGAGCUUCUUCUGCAAUCUGCUUCCAGGUUGCUCAAGCAUGAUCAAUGAGGAUUCAACCAUACCUUAACAAUGUCUAGUCUACGGAUUUAUACUCGAAACUAUCCCAAUCGUACGAUUGCACUAGCCACCGCCGAAUACGUAUUGAUCUUUCGCUCUGACUUCUCGGGAGCGGAGACUAACGCUCAAAAUCACCCUAAAACUACGCCACGAUGCUUGGUUGAAUUUGCCCCCAUAUCUUCUGUGGAUCUGAAAGGCUAUCGGAUCAUUGGUGAUGGUCAUGGUACGCUUGGGCUGGUUACUCUGGGCGAGGAUGUUUUUCUGUGCGUGGUUACUGGCUCUUCAAGGGCCGCAACUAUCAAACCUGGAGAAACUAUCUUGAGGAUCAACAGUGUGGACUUUUACUGCCUGAACCAUUCCAAAUUCGAAGAGAAUCUCGACUAUGAAUUUGGAUCUUCAUUCGCGGCUGAAGAUUCCAACCAUGACUUGAACUUCGAAAGCAGAGAGCUGACUCCCGAACUUCCAUUUCUAGCUCUGAAGAAGCUUCUUAGUGAUGGCAGUUUCUACUACAGCCUUGAUUUUAACCUCACUGAUCGAUUGCAGGACCGCUCAGAUGAGCCGGAAGCUUUCGACAUAGAGUCUCUCGACCAGGAUAUGCUUUGGAAUUCGUAUAUGAUUAACCCUCUUCUUCUCUUCAGAAAUCACUUGUCUUUGCUUGAAAAACAGCGUCUUGACUCCUCCCAACUCCUGACAUGCGUCAUACGGGGGUUCUGUGGGACCUUGACGAUCCCUGCUUCUGCUCAAGUGCUGCCCCGUGCACUAACUCGCCUUCCAGCUUUAAUAACAGUGAUAUCGCGUCAGUCCUCUCGACGUGCAGGUACGAGGUUCAAUUCUCGAGGCAUUGAUGAUGACGGACAUGUUGCCAAUUUUGUUGAAACGGAAACGAUACUCUGGAUUGCACCUGAUGUUGUGUUCUCUUAUGUCCAGAUCCGUGGCUCUGUACCUAUAUUCUGGGAGCAGGCUGCGGGUUUCCUUCCCGGACAGCAGAAGAUUGAGAUAACUAGAUCUAUUGAGGCAACGAAGCACGCCUUCGAUAAACACUUCAAACUUCUUGAACUGGAGUAUGGCGCCAUCCAUGUGGUGAAUCUGCUCAGCGAAUUGAAACCCGGGGAAGCCGGUCUUUCAGCAAGGUUUCGGGACCUUUUAACGAAGAGCCCUCUGAAUCAUCAGUCGCCAGACCACGCUCUGCUACAAACAACAGAUUUCGAUUUUCACGCAGAGGCACGAGGGCCCAUGGGAUACGGAGCUAGCACCCAGAUCAGGCAUGAAAUUGCACACUCUGUACAGGGAUUUGCAUACUUUCAGUCCGGCGAAGUUGGCCCUGUAGCUUUAUAUGAUAAGCAUCAUGCACCAAGAAGUUCGUCUGUUAUACUCCAGCAAGAGGGGGUUUUCCGGACAAAUUGCCUUGAUUGUCUCGACAGGACUAAUCUUGUACAAACAAUCAUCAGUUCGAUGGCUCUGGAAGCUUUCUUAGCUCAACAAGGGGGAGACAUAAGCUCCGAUGUGCAAUUGCGACACUCGACUCUUUGGGCAGAUAAUGGGGAUGCUCUAUCAAGAAUCUACGCUGGUACUGGUGCUCUAAAGACCUCAUUCACGCGGCACGGAAAGAUGUCCUUUGCCGGUGCGCUUGCUGAUGCGCGCAAAACAGCUACCCGAAUCUAUGUUAACAACUUCUCCGAUAAGGGUCGUCAAAACACAAUUGACCUUUUGCUAGGACGGUUGACUGAUCAAGUACCAGUACAUCUUUAUGAUCCAGUCAAUGACUUUGUGUUAGAGGAACUAAACCAACGAUCACAAGAAUAUUCUUUUACUAAACCCAUCAAAAUCUGGACUGGAACAUUCAAUGUCAACGGGCGCCACGAAGGGCCUGACUCGGAUUUGCGACCAUGGUUGCUCUCACAAGCCGAUCUUCAAGGAGAGGAUCCGUCAAUAUACGCCGUUGGCUUCCAAGAGGUCGUCACGUUAAGUCCACAGCAGAUAAUGUCAACGGACCCUACUACACGUAAAGCAUGGGAGAUUGCCGUACAUACUUGUCUGAACAGGCAUGCAGAUCUUAGAGGGACUCCCAAGUAUGUUCUUUUGCGAAGUGGCCAACUCGUGGGCACUGCCUUGAUGAUAUAUGUGAGAGAAGACGCUUUGGGCGAUAUAAAGAAUGUGGAGGGGAAUGUGAAAAAGACAGGCCUCUCCGGGAUGGCUGGCAAUAAAGGGGGGUGUGCUAUUCGCUUCGAAUAUUCUAACACCCGAAUUUGCUUCGUCACUGCACAUCUUGCAGCUGGAUUUGCAAACUACGACGAGAGAAACAGAGAUUACGAGACAAUCUUUCGUGGACUGAGAUUUUUGCGGAACAGGUCAAUUGAGGACCAUGACACAGUCAUAUGGCUCGGGGACUUCAAUUACAGAAUCGGCCUUGGCAAUCAAAAAGCGAGGGAGCUUGCGGAGAAAAGAGAUUUUCAGACGCUGUACGACAAUGACCAGUUGAAUUUGCAGAUGGUAGCAGGUAGAGCUUUUCAAUUCUACACCGAAGGGCCCAUCACCUUCCCCCCAACUUAUAAAUUCGAUGUUGGCAGAGAUGAAUAUGAUACAUCAGAAAAAGCGCGCAUACCUGCAUGGUGUGACCGGAUUCUAUGGAGAGGCUCCAACCUUCGACAGAUGAUAUACAACGCUGCGGAUUUGCGACUUUCGGACCACCGCCCUGUCUGGGCUCUGUUUACAUGCAUGAUAAAUAUCGUCGAUGAGGCCCAAAAGCGCAGACUUCAGAAGUUGUUAUAUAAUGAACGACAAAAUGCUGCUCGUAUCAUGCUGGCGGACACGGCAAACCAGGUAGACAUUGAGGAUGGCGAGUCAGCAGCUCUCGAGGGCAUUGCUUCAGGACUUCCGCCUGCUAGCUCAGAUCAUCAUAGAUGGUGGUUAACUAACGGUACGCCUGUGAAGUCUCAAUUGAGGCCUCCAGCUGAGGGUUAUGUGCUGAAUAUCCAUCGCGACUCAAAUCCUUUCUCUGGUGAUGAGAAAGCUAAUUGGGACUCUGCGCCUGUUUUUGGCAGAAGUAGGGGCGAUAUUGAUACGGGAAGACCUCCAUUACCACCAAGGAUUAUGCCCAUGGGCUAUCCUUCUAGCAGAACUUCGGAGGCAAAUUUACCUACGGAUAAUCGAAAAUCUGAAAAUUCAUCAAGUGGCGCAAAAACAACACCACCACCGCGGAAACAUGUUUCACCCGGUACAGAUCAAAAUCCAAUAACAGCUCACUUUGCACCACGCUCAUCGCAAGGUCAGAUAGAAGGGAUUCAAAUACCUUCUGUACGUGACUCGGAUCAGACAGAUGCCCUUAGUUCCGCACGCUGGAGAAUAUUAGAGGACCAGGGUAUCUCUGAACAGCAAUGGAAAGGUAUAAAUUCUCACAGUUCGAGCGAUAUGUCUACGGAGAAAGAGCCGAGUGCAGCUAUGAGGGAUCUUCUUGGGGGAGUAAUUGGCGAAAAUCUUAAUUGGAAACCCCUCACUCCCAAAUGAUAGAUAUGCCUCUGUUUGCUCUCUAACAUGGGCUGUCACCUUACGAUUUGUGCUUUUAAUCCAGAUCAGCCGGGAAUGUUUUCUGCUUUGCCCUGCAGUAAAUUCUGGCGAUCACGAGCGCCUAAUGGACUACGGGAAACAAUACUCUGGAAUAUGAGAAUUGGUAAAUAGCUCAGCUUAUAUACAAAUUUUAAGCCACGUGUUAUAAGG